Moesziomyces antarcticus is the source of this 3201-nucleotide messenger RNA. Its product is annotated as 20S proteasome subunit. The record is from RefSeq and is a predicted model, not a curated record. The transcript has 2 exons. NCBI's taxonomy places the organism in Eukaryota, Fungi, Basidiomycota, Ustilaginomycetes, Ustilaginales, Ustilaginaceae. Bases 1 to 3201 code for a protein of 1066 amino acids. Gene Ontology annotation, cellular component: proteasome core complex.
AUGCUCGCCGUGCCUACGCCCUCUACAUCGCGGUUCCAGCGUUCGUUGUACGACGUGGACCGCACCAAGCCCUCUCCGUUCGCAUGGAGGUCGGACGCGCAACCGCGCCGCUGGGUGCGCAGGAUGGGUCUGAUCGAGUCGUUCUUCAACACCAUGGCUACGCUGCACGAGGGACGCACCGACAUCUUCUACCGCAUUCCUCUCAGCUGUCCCGCUCAGGCGUACGAACAUCUCGCGCGACGCCUGCCGCUUGUGUGGGCGAUCCUUUGCCGUCGCCACCCGCUGCUGGGCGCUCACGUCGAGACGCUCACACCGGGGGGCACUCGCAUCGAUGCGAAGCAAGCUGCAGCUACUCGCCACACGGGCGAAGCCGCCGACGACGGCUCGAUCUCGUUUGAGCCGCAUUUCGUCUUUGAUGCCAUUGGCUCGGCCUCGGAUCUGCUCGAAACCGCGUCCAAGCGAGUCGCCUUUCUGCCGCCAUCUUGGUCCGAAGAUCCAGAGCUGCAAGCUUCUGAAUCAGGCUCGACCGCGACUCGAAGUGACCGGGUGGUCAGCUGGCUCGACCGCUACGUAUGGAAUGGCAAGCGCCGCUUCCUCGAGCAAAACACUCCCUUUGGACUCGCCAAGCUUAUCCUGCUCCCACCAGCUGCAACAGACACUGCAGGGGACACGGUCAGCUUUGACCUGGUCCUGUGCUCCGCACACUGCAUCUCGGACGGGCUUAGCAUCUCGGACCUCGCCGGCGAACUUGUGCGUCUCCUCGCGUGCUCUGAGCUUCCGACGCAGCUCCCCGAGCUCGAGCACCGCACCGAGUCGUCGGUAGGGGUCCCAGGUCUCAGCACGGCGAGAUACGCUCAAAUUAGCCCUCAGAUGAAGCACGCCGUUCGAACUGGCCUGCUACGUGAGCAACACCGGGACAGCGGCCUCAGCGAUGACGGGACUAUCCACGACGCCGAGUGGAUGGCGCUGCUGCCUGCUCCCAUCGAAGCGGCGUAUCCGGAGCUGCUCCCACCAUCAGCCUCCACGGCGGGCGCAGCAGGAUCGAAUGCCGAGCGGUCAAGGCUAGCACGCGCGCGAUGGUUCUGGACAAUCCGCCGGGUCGUCGUCCAGAUCCGCGCUGCCAAGGCGGAGAGCGCGGUGCUGUCGGACUUUAAAGCGAACCGCACGGACAAGUCGGUCGAGGAGCCAUGGUGGGGUGCACAGACAAGGUGGUCGGCAGUGCGCCUGUCUGCAGAGGACACCUCGGCUUUGACGCGAGUGGCUAAGCGCAAGGGCGUCCGAGUCGGAUCGCUGCUGUACUCGGUCGCUGCUUGUGCACUCAACACGCUCGAGAUCACGCAUACGCAGCCAGGGAGCCGCAGCGAGGAGCCCACGUCGACGGUGAUGGGCUUUCCCUUUUCGAUCCGAAGGUUCCUCGCGCCUGCUGCGGCUGACACGCAAGAUCCUUUGCUGGUAGAAUCAAGCUUCAGCGUCAAACUCAGCUUUAACGGCAUCGGUCUGCCACCUGCCUCGGUCUUCUCGCUCAACACAUGGCCCAGCGAAGCAUCCGAGUUGUUGUCGUUGAGCGGGUUUGAAUGCGCGCAGCUCUGGCAGACGGCGCGUCAGGUGCAGCGGCAGUUCAAUGCCAUCUUCCACGAGCCACGCUUCAUGCACGCCGACGGCUUCCUGACGGCGCUGGAGCGCGAGAUGCGCUUCCGCAAGAACGGCGUCAAGGACGUCUUCCAGGUGUUCAAGGACGAUGGGCCCGCCGGCGCCGACGAGCGCACGCCCGGUCUGGCCAAGAAGAACAUGCAGGGCCCCGGCUCGUCGCUCAACUUUAGCAUGGUCGGUCUGCUGGACACUGCGCUGCCUUCGCGGUUGGAGCUGAUUCUGCCAGCAGCUGACGCCGCACAAGCAUGCCAGGCGGUGCUCGAGGUGCGAGACGAUCUUCUAUUUGGUGUGCGCACAAGAGCCGGCGAGGCGUUCGGCACAUCGUUCACCUUCCGCGGGCAGCUGAGCCUCGAGCUCGGCCACGACACGGUCGUGUGGGAUACGGCCAAGGUGCUCGACUAUCUCGGUCUCAUGAAGACCAUCUUGGAGGCGCUGGCGGCUGCGCUUCUGGCAGAGCGUCGUGUGGAGCUGACGACGGCUUCUGUCGCUCAGGCCAGAAAGUGGCACUCGCUCUCUCUCUCUCUCGAGAAACACACUGACGCGGCCACGCAGCUUCUCCACCAUCCCUUUCGCAUCGCUAUCCCAUCGCCUCCCCCGACUCGCACGCUUUUCCUGCACUUCACACCCACAUCGCUUUUGCCAGCUCUUCUGCCAGACACACCGCUGCUCGCCAUGUCGCUCUUUGGCACGUUUCCCGGCUCGUCGCGCGGGCCAGCACACGCCGCUGCGCCCAAGGACCACGUCGUCGGUCAUCAAUUCUCGCCCUACGACUCGAACGGUGGCAGCAUUGCGGCCGUAUGCGGGAGCGACUUUUGCGUGAUUGCAUCCGACACUCGUCAGAGCACGGGGUACAACAUCCAGACGCGCUACAAGCCCAAGGUGUUCCGACUGAACGACAAGGCGACGCUGGCGACCAACGGGUUCGCGGCGGAUGCGGAGGCGCUCGUGUCGCGCAUCCGUCAGCAGCUCGAGAUGUACCGUCAUGCACACGGCCGUUCCAUGCCGCUGCACUCGAUCGCACGCAUGAUCUCCACCAUGCUCUACGGCAAGCGCUUCUUCCCCUACUACGUCUACAACAUCCUCGGCGGGCUCGACGAACAGGGCAAGGGCGCAGUGUACUCGUUCGACCCCGUCGGAAGCUACGAGCGCGAGUUCUGCCGUGCUGCAGGUGCUGCCCAGUCGCUCAUCCAGCCGUUCUUUGACAACCAGAUCAUGUUUAGGAACCAGUCCGACACGCCGGAACGCAAGGUUCCUACUCCGGGACAGAUGACCCUCCCCGAGGUGCUCAAGAUCGUCAUCGACUCGUUCACUUCCGCCACUGAACGUCACAUCGAGGUGGGCGAUGGUCUCGAGGUGUUUGUUGUUCGCACGCCUGCCGCCGCAGCGUCCGCAGAGGGCGACCAGGCCCAGGCUGCGACGGGCGCAGCGGCCGUCGAUCUCAACACGCUCCCCUCCGACGCGCCCUUCAGCGUGGCAGAAGCCGUGGGCGGCGAAGACGAGCAGCAGCCCGGCGCCGUCAUGGUCAUCAGGAGAGAACUCAAGAAGGACUAG